Messenger RNA from Cylicocyclus nassatus, 629 nucleotides. Lineage: Eukaryota; Metazoa; Nematoda; Chromadorea; Rhabditida; Strongylidae. The record is from the annotation of a GenBank genome assembly.
GCGGCUGGCGAGAUGAUUCGUCUCAGAUGAAGGAUUUUCAGCGACUCGAUUUAGUGGUGGUGAUACAUGAAGCUAGGACGGUAGAUACUGAUGCACGACGAUGGUUAAGAGAUAUACCUCUGCGGAUUUUCACAUCGGUAACACCGGAAGUUGUGGAAGUAUACCAUUCGCAAUUCAACAAGACGCAAAAGUUUAUCUGCGUCAGUCAUUUUUUAUAUACUGCACAAAAUCUUUUGGCUCGCACGGUCAUGAGCGCCCACCUGAUAGACAGACUAAACAUUGAAAUCCAGUCGUUCGCAGGUAACACAGCCGUGUGUAGGUCCGAUGUAUCCCGUUACAUAAAUUACUACAUGAAAAAGUACGCGGAUACCAUUGACUGGAACGUUUUCCAAGAAGUUAGCAGCAAAGAGUCGAAGGAUGACCAUAUUCACUUCACGGGAUUCGAGAAAUUAGCGUCCGCUUCUGAAGCUCCCAUUCCAUUGGCUCACACUGAUCAGAGGCCACCGAAGGUCAAGCUCAAUGUUCUAGGAUGCUCUAGCAAGCCAGUGGGUGAUUCUUGCUCUUCUUUGGUCAAAUCGCGGGUUGAUGAAGAAACAGAGCCAGAAGCCACAGAGACUCAACUCUAUUGA